Molecule: messenger RNA, 1332 nt
Organism: Diaporthe amygdali
Lineage: Eukaryota; Fungi; Ascomycota; Sordariomycetes; Diaporthales; Diaporthaceae
Product: Aldolase-type TIM barrel
Exons: 7
Coding region: 1-1332 (443 amino acids)
Molecular function (GO): FMN binding; oxidoreductase activity
Source: RefSeq, a predicted model, not a curated record
AUGUCCAGCCUUCUUGAGCCAGUUGUCGUCGGCGGAAAGCUAUCGCUGAGAAACCGAAUCGUCAUGGGAUCCAUGACUCGGAACCGCUGCAUCGAUAACUUCAAGCCAGGUCCGGCUCAGGUCAAACAUUACGCUGACAGGGCUCGGGACGGAGUCGGACUCAUCGUGAACGAGGGAACUUUUGUCGACUGGACCGGUUGUGACUGGACCAAGAGCCCCGUCAUGAUCAACGAUGACCACGCUCGGGCGUGGCGGUUGGUAACGGAUGCCGUUCACCGAGAGGGUGGCAAGAUUUAUUUUCAGGCAUGGCAUGCAGGUCGUUGCCAGCAUGAUCAAAUCCCCAUAAUGAAGGAAAAGGGAGGAGAAGUCGAGGCGCCUUCCGCCAUCAGAGCCAACGAUGGGAAAUAUCGUCAACUACCCGGAAAGCCGGGGCACACGGAUAAUAUCAAGGCCAUCGAGAACCCGCGUGAUGUAAUCGAAAAAUAUCGGAAUUCAGUCAUGUUGGCUCGGGAGGCCGGCUUUGACGGCGUAGAGCUGUUGGCACAAGGUGGUUACUUGCCCCAACAGUUUCUCAGCUCGCGAGCGAACAAGCGUACAGAUGCCUACGGUGGCUCGGUCGAGAAUCGAUGCCGCUUCGUUUUGGAACUGGUCAAUGCCAUUGCCGAGGUAUUCGGCGGUCCCGAGUUCAUUUGCGUCAAAAUCAACCCCACAGACUUCAUCAACGACUCUCUGGUGGAUUUCGACGAGAUGAAACGGGUCUUUACGUAUUUAAUCACGGAGCUAGUCAGCCGCAAGGUCGGCAUCAUCAACAUCGGCCGUCGCGGGGCAGAGACCAAGAGCGAGACGGGCGACUUCUUCGGGAAACUGGAGCUGCCCGAGGGCCACCUGCCCGCGGGCUAUGAUCCCGUCCUCGAUUUCGGAAGACUUGUGAAGUUUCGUGGCAGUCACUCGCUGCUCAUGACUAAUCAUGACUACACUGUCGAAGAAGCUGCCGAGCUGGUGGAACGGCAGAAGCUAGACCUGAUCACGUUUGCCAGGCCCUUCAUUUACAACCCGGACUUGAUUACGCGUAUCAAGCACGGGAUUCCGUUCGCCCGCAACGAUCGAGGCCCCACAGUCUACUACGGGCCGUACGAUUCGCCUGAUGAGAAUUACAAUGACUGGCCCGCCGCUAGCACGGCCCUGAUCCUGUUGCCCGCCCUCAAACCUGACAGAAACAGUGCUGAUGACCCUCUUGUGGGUGUCAGUGGACAGCUGGACGCUCUUCUUGGUGAAGUUGACAGCGAAUACUUGUCCGCCCGCGAGAUCGUAGCGGAUACUAUACCCGGAUAG